AUGUCAAAGAAGAAUAGUAACUUCACCACAACUGAAAAUGUUGCAUGUGGAUCCCGAAAAUUGUCAGUAUUGUGGAAUGCUCAAACUAUAGCCAUCUUCAUUGACCUUUGUAUUAAGGAGGUGGAUCUAGGCAAUCGUCCCAGUACUCACUUUAAUAAGGUUGGAUGGGCAAGGUUGGUUACAAAUAUUAGUAAAGAGAUAGGAAGACCGUAUGAAAAAUUACAAUUGAAAAACAAGUGGGACUUACUAAAAAAAGAAUGGAAAUUAUGGAAAGAUCUAAAAGGGAAGGAAACUGGUCUUGGGUGGAAUGUCACUAAGAAUACCGUUGAUGCAUCUGCGGAAUGGUGGCAAGAUAAAAUUAAGGCAGAACCUAAAUAUGCAAGAUUCCAAUUUGAGGGUAUUAGUCCUGAGAUGGAGGAGAAGUUAGAUAUGAUGUUUUUGAAUGUCACAGCCACUGGUAAGCAUUCUUGGGCACCUUCAUCUGGUGUACUACCAAUUGAAAGUGAUGAUGAUGCCAACCAACUUGAAGUUAACAGUGAUUCGAAUGAGUCUGUGCCAAUUGAAAUCACUCAAACUACAAACAAUGUGCCAAAAAAGAGAACUAAUCAAUCACUUGAAAUUCAAGAUAAUAAUGAGAAGAAAGGUAAAGGAGGGGGAAAAAUAGGAGGUGCUGCAAAAUUAUCACUACAAAUUGAACGUCUUGUUGAGGUGGUUGAGAGUAGGAGUACUGGAACAUCAAUGGCUAAUAUAGUUUCACAAGGAACUAGUAUUGCUGAAGUGAUGAAAGAUGUUGCAACUUUACCUGGGGCAGAGCGUGGUAGCAAGUUGUGGUGGUUUGCAACUAAAUUGUUUUGUGCUCAAGAGAAGUGA
Prunus persica (peach) is the source of this 870-nucleotide messenger RNA. RefSeq names its product L10-interacting MYB domain-containing protein. The record is from RefSeq and is a predicted model, not a curated record. Lineage: Eukaryota; Viridiplantae; Streptophyta; Magnoliopsida; Rosales; Rosaceae. The transcript is spliced from 2 exons. Bases 1 to 870 code for a protein of 289 amino acids.